Messenger RNA from Homarus americanus (American lobster), 4911 nucleotides. It is a transcript of the gene Etl1, whose product is annotated as SWI/SNF-related matrix-associated actin-dependent regulator of chromatin subfamily A containing DEAD/H box 1 homolog. Gene Ontology annotation, cellular component: nucleus. Lineage: Eukaryota; Metazoa; Arthropoda; Malacostraca; Decapoda; Nephropidae. Gene Ontology annotation, molecular function: ATP binding; chromatin binding; DNA binding. The record is from RefSeq and is a predicted model, not a curated record. The transcript has 23 exons. Bases 298 to 3771 code for a protein of 1157 amino acids.
AAAACUUUACUCCUUCGUACUUCAUAUAACAUCAACCCAAAAUACAAUUGAUACAUUAUUUUAGUGUAUUUGUAAGGGUAACGUUUGUGGGGUUGUUAUAGGAGGAUCAUCCUUGGUGAGGCCUUACCGGGCGCAGGUGCUGGCGGGAAGCAUUGGUCUUGUUUACCUGUGCAUCACUGUCUUGUGUAUCACUCACUUAAUGCCGUAACUAUUCCCCUAAAACCUUAAGGGCUUUGGGCACUUUUUUUCUAUAUUGAAGACGGAGAGGAAGGUGCCACUUCCAACAGCUACAGUAAUAUGAAUGGAAAUAUCCCCCAAAAGAAAACUUUAGGGGGUGGCCUUCGAAAUUUUCGUAUGGACAAAGAAGAUGCAAAUAAAGGUCAAGCAACGCUCUUAAGAUAUUUUCGUAGCGAAGUUAAAAAAACCCAUGGGAAUGAAAAACCAGCUGGUGCAUCAGAUCAGGACAGCAUUUCUGAUUCAACAAACAAAGCUGAGUGUUCACCUCGCCCAGUAUUAAAAUCUCAUAUCCCAAGUACCAAGUCAAUUGAUGAUAAUACAAGUGAUUCGACUCAAAAACUUCAGACUUGUAAUUCAAGUACUAUUACAACUACUGUUAUAAAUAAACCAUCGACUACUGUUUCUUUUCGUCAUUCGAAUACCUCACCUGUAACAACAGCAGAAGAAGCAGAUGUCAGUGAAGAUGAGACUCUAACAAGUAAACUUGAUAGAAAAAAUAAUAGCAAAGGUGAUAGAAAAGAAACGAGCCCAGUAUUGCAGAGAAGGUUCAGGAGAGACAUGGGUAAAUUGGACGACAAAGCUUCAUCCAAAUCAUCUGCAGUGCCCAGUACUAGCAUAUCUCAAAUGACAAGAAUUGUUCAGAAGCCUUCUAGUAUAGUUUCUCAUCGUACAUUGUCCAAGCCCUUGUUUGUUGAUGCACCAAGUCCUGAACCAAAGGAAGAGGAGGAUGGUAGUAAUAAUGAAGGUGAUAAUGAUGAAUCAUCAACUGACAAUCCUUUAGGUGGAAUCUCGAUGAAGACUCUGAUCAGCAAGACUACGGUACCAAAGAAAGGCGUAAAUUACUCAGAAGCUGAAGGGGAUAGUCAAGACAGUCAUAUUGUUCAAAUGAAGGUUAUUAAGCGUGUGCGACUUGUGGCAUCCAGUGAUGAAGAUGAUGAUGCAACUCCUCCAGCCAAGAAACAACAGCUAAAUGGUCACAAUAGUUCCUCAGAUGACUUCUCUGAUAUGCCAGAUGAUGACACAAUUCAGAAAUUCAUACUAAUGUGGGAAUCUGUAUACCCAUUUGUUGAAAAAAUGGAAUUUUUAGAUAUGUAUCGAGACAAUAAGUGGGAUGCCAAGCAAACUAUGACAGAGUUAGGAAAACUUAAUAAAGAAAGAAAAAAUCAAAAGAAACAUCAAAAAAUUGAGGAGGAAAUUGCAAGAAAAAAGGAGGCGGCAGAAAAGAAGGAAGAAAAGAGGAAACUGAAAUUGGCCGAGAAAGAAUUGGAAUCAUUAGCAAGAGCAGCGAUGAAGGAGAAGUUGAAGGCUCGAAAGGAUGCUUGGAAAGUGAAGGCAACUAUGAAACACGAUGAACAAGACUUGGAAGAGGAUGAGGAGGACUAUCAGUUUGGAGGUGCAAAAGUUUAUGACAGUGAGGAAGAUUCUGGAGGUGAAGAGAGUACAGCAAAUACAGGAGAUCGUCAACUAGUGCUCCAGUUCUUUAACGAAGCUUCUAUUGGUGAACUUAGUGCAGUUGGAGGCUGUUCCAAGAAAAAGGCAGAAGUCAUUUCUCAGAUUCGACCCUUCAAAGACUGGACAGACAUUGUGUACAAAUUCCAGACUGGGAAAUAUGUAGGUCCUGAGCUCCUAAAUGAGGCAAAAACUAUUUUACAUGUAAGAAAUACAGUACAGAGGCUUAUGAAGAGAUGUGAGAAUAUUGCCAAGGAAAUGCAAACCAUUGUAUCCAGAAUUGUAAGUGGGGAAGAGGAUGCAGGAAUCAGCAAACAACCUGAAUCUCUUAAUCCAUUGAUGCAGUUGAAAGGCUAUCAGUUAAUUGGCCUCAACUGGUUGGUGCUGAUGCAUGAACAGGGAUUAAAUGGUGUUCUGGCUGAUGAGAUGGGGCUUGGUAAGACAGUCCAAGCAAUCUCAUUUCUGUCUCACAUAAAGGAAGUGGAAGAUCCUGAAGAACUUAGCCUGAUCAUUGUUCCAUCAUCUACAUUAGACAACUGGGCUCGAGAGUUGGAGUUAUGGUGUCCUUCUCUUGAGGUUCUUCAGUAUCACGGAAGUCAGGAUGAACGACGAGCUAUAAGAUGUGGCAUUAUGAACAAUAAUUUGGAGGAGGAUCCAGAUGUCAUCCUGACCACAUACAAUAUGGUCACUGUGAGUCCAGAAGAUAAAGCACUCUUUAAGAAGCUGAGGUACCACACUGUGAUUUUAGAUGAGGCUCACAUGCUCAAAAAUAUGGCUUCUCAGCGUUAUGAAAACCUCAUGAAAAUUAAGGCCAAGCGUCGUGUUUUGUUGACGGGUACACCUCUCCAGAAUAAUUUGGUGGAGCUCAUGUCUAUCCUCAUCUUCGUAAUGCCACAACUAUUUGACAGUAAAAAAGAAGAAUUGAAAAGAGUAUUCUCCAUGUUUCCUAAAUCGGAAGGAAAUGGCAAUAAAGGUCGAUUUGAACGUGAGAGGAUUGAGCAAGCAAAGCGUAUAAUGAAACCCUUCUUUCUUAGACGGCUGAAGUGUGAUGUUUUGAAGGAUCUGCCACCCAAACAUGAUGAAAUUACAUUUACUCCAAUGUCACAACGUCAGAAGGAAAUUUACUCGGAGACGGUGUCCUUUCUGAGUAAAAGAGCGCAGCAACACCAAUUAGAGCUCGAGAAAUUGAACUUUAAAGAUCUGACAGAAGUAGAUGAACUGGAGUCUACUGGAGGUGCAAACAAGACCAGAGAGAAGACUAGAGAUGCCAGUUCCAACAUGGUUACAACUCUUCGCAAAAUAGCCAACCAUCCAUUAUUAAUAAGACACCACUACGAUGAUAUAAAGUUAAAGAAGAUUGCAGAGACUCUAAAGAGAACCACCCACAGAGAUUCUGUACUAGAGUACAUUUUGGAGGACUUCUCAGUCAUGUCAGAUUUUGAGAUACAUUCUACUUGCAACAUCUAUCACUCCAUCAAGAAGUUCCGCUUGCCAGAUGAGUUAAUUCUCAGUUCUGGCAAGUUCCAGCAGCUAGAUGUGUUACUCCCCCAGCUGAAAAAUGAAGGGUCUCGUGUUUUAAUAUUUUCACAAUUUGUGAUACUUCUUAAUGUCUUAGAGCAGUACAUUAAACUUCGAGGACAUAAAUACCUCAGAUUUGAUGGCACCACACAGGUAACUGAAAGACAAGAACUUAUUGACCAGUUCACGGAAGACGAAGACAUCUUCGUCUUUCUUUUGUCAACGAGAGCAGGUGGACUGGGCAUCAAUAUGACUGCUGCAGACACAGUUAUUAUUCAUGACAUUGACUUCAAUCCAUAUAAUGACAAACAAGCAGAAGAUAGAUGUCAUAGAGUUGGGCAAACCAAGCCCGUGAAAAUCAUCCGUUUGAUCAGCAAGGACACCAUAGAGGAGGGUAUGCUGCGAAUUGCCCAGGACAAGCUACAGCUAGAACGAGAUAUUACAAGUCUUGCAGAUGACCAACAGAAGAAGGGUGAUGUAGUAACACUCCUAAAAGCUGCUUUGGGCAUAGUGAAGACAGAUGGCCAGAGUAAUUCAGCAAGCAGUAACUCUGAUCCAUCAUCUUAGUCACAUGGAGCAUUAGUUCUUAUGCCAACUAGUGGGUCAUCAUAGUCACUUGGAAAUUGCCUUACAAUUUUGAAGUCACAUAAGAUGGAGAUGAUCUUUUGUUGUCUUAUAUUCACUAUACACUCACAAUUCUAAGUUUGUUCUUGUUUGUAAUAAGAGUCAAUAUGCAGCCUAAUCUAUUCUGUGUUGACCAUGAUUGGCCCUCUUUUUCUAGCAAAGUUUUUGAUAAGAGAUUUUUUUUUUUAACAAAUAUGAUAAAAUGUAAAUUAUGAUACACGAAGGAAUGCCUUAACAGCAAGGUUUCUGUAUAUGAUUUGAGUUCAAAAACUAUAAAAAAAUUAUUUUGGGUCUGAAACUACAUAACAAUUGUAAUCAGUAUAAUCAUUAUUAAAAAGAAUAUUAUGUUAUCUAAGAAUCACUUCACUCUCUGCACUGAUAGCUUCUUUAUCAUCCCAGAUUUAAUUUUCAGGAUUAUCAUACAUCAAGAUGCAGUUAUAUGUUGGGGGACAAAGCAUACUUCCUCACACCUACAGACAUUGUGGAGAACUGGGGCUGUAUGGGAAUGUGGUGUAUCAUCACUAAUGAGUAAUACAGUAUAUGGUAACACUAACAGUAAAUACUUGCAUAUAUGUUUCUUUGGUAAGACUUGUACAUUCUUGGUGCAAGAUGGGCAGUGGGUAUACUCAAGCAUCACUAUUCAAGGUCCAGCUUUGCAUGAUGAGUCUACUAAACAUUGAUAAUGAAUGGGUAGAGUCAUGUUAGAGAUGGCUGUGAGAUAUGUUAAACUGCACCAAACUUUCAAGAAAGAAUUUUCAUAUUUCCUUCCAAAACUUCUUUCUGGUAAUUUUUAUUAUUCACAGUUCAUAUACUAUGUAUUUAUCACUGUCCUUACAGUUCAGCCUCAGUAUUAUAAUUAAUUUAUAGAUUUUUCUUGAAAACUGCAUGUUUAUAUUUUUUAACACCUAUUUUUCAGUACUUUUAUUUCCACAAACUAAGAGGGUAUUUAAUUGAAAACUUCCUUUACACACUAAUAAUAACACAUUCCUCAUGUCUUCUCUCCACUUGCUCAUAUAUUCUCAUCAUCUCUAAAUAGACUAAUGCAGGUAUGUUUUUUUUUUGUCAAUAAAUGAGUUACACUUU